CAGUGACGUCAUUACGUUCCACUUCCGUUACGCCGCCAUUUUGUGAAUGGACGCCGUUGCCAUCGACAUCCUGAAAGCAGACUAAAACAAACGCGAUUCCGAGCCUAAUUUAACACGACAUAGCGCCAGUUCAGUCGCGUUUUAACCCACGACGUUUUCCUCAGGAAAAACAAAUCCAAUAGCUCGCGUUUUCGCCGAGAACUGAUCAAAGAUGUCGGAGGAGCAGAUCCUGGGCGAAGAGCCGCUGAUGAAGAUGGAGGAGAAUGAUGGAGAGGGUUUCGGUGAAGAGGAGAUCCUGGGGGCCGAUGAAGGAGGCCAGGGAGAGGCGGAGGGCUCGAAGAUAGACGCCAGUAAAAACGAGGAAGAUGAGGGGAAAAUGUUCGUUGGAGGCUUAAGUUGGGACACAACAAAGAAAGACCUGAAAGACUACUUCUCUAAAUUUGGAGAGGUGGUGGACUGCACCUUAAAACUGGAUCCUUUAACAGGCCGGUCCAGAGGAUUUGGAUUUGUUCUGUUUAAAAAUGCUGAAAGUGUGGAAAAGGUGAUCUCACAAAAGGAGCACAAACUGAAUGGAAAAGCGAUUGACCCUAAGAAAGCAAAGGCCAUGAAGUCCAAAGAGCCUGUGAAGAAGAUAUUUGUAGGAGGUCUUUCCCCAGAUACUCCAGAAGAGAAGAUCAGAGAGUACUUUGACGCCUAUGGAGAGGUGGAAUCCAUUGAGCUGCCAAUGGAGAAUAAAACAAAUAAAAGACGAGGUUUUUGUUUUAUAACAUUUAAAGAGGAGGAGCCAGUAAAGAAAAUAAUGGAGAAGAAGUAUCACAACAUCGGUUUAAGCAAGUGUGAGGUCAAGGUGGCCAUGUCAAAGGAGCAGUACCAGCAGCAGCAGCAGUGGGGCGGAAGAGGAGGAUACGCCGGCAGAGCCAGAGGGAGAGGAGGUCCCAAUCAGAAUUGGAACCCGGGAUACGGAAAUUACUGGAAUCAAGGUUAUGGAAAUUACGGGAACUAUGGCUACAACAAUCAAGGCUAUGGUGGAUACGGGGGCUAUGAUUACACGGGUUACAACAACUACUACGGAUAUGGUGACUACAGCAAUCAGCAGAGCGGCUACGGCAAAUCCCCGAGGCGAGGCGGCCAUCAAAACAGUUACAAGCCGUAUUAACGAGAAACGUGCAGGUAUGUUGUCGCGUUGCUCACGCCGAUGCAACUUUAGUCUCUAAAUCACCAUUUGUAAACAUUUUUUGUAAUGUACGUUGCUUAAUUUUUGUUUUUCUCUAAAGUUUCACAGCACCCUGAAGUGCUUUACAGUAGUGGUAACAUAGAGACAUAGAGAAACAGCUGGCUUUUGGCUGUUUCUUGCCAUUUUUUUUUUUUGGGUUUUAACUGUAAAAAUUAACAGGUACAGUACUGCUAAAUGGGUACCAGAAAAUAUGGAAUUACAAGGAAAGAAAACCGAAGAAUGUUGUCUCCUAACUCUGACAUAUACCUUGUUUGUACCUGCCAGCGGGGACUUCCUUGCAGGCCAUGAGCUGACUUCCCGAUUGUCUCAGGCCCGCUCAAUGCGGACAGGGUACGAGAGGCGUACGCUCUCGAAUGCUCCCAUUUGGUAUGGUCUUCCAACAUCCUGUAUACGAAUUGUAAAAACAAAACAACUACAGCAACAAAAACAUAAAAAGGACACGUCAAGCUUUUAUCUUCUGUUUUUGUUUUGAGUGUAUUUUUAUUCUUUUUUUUGUGUUAAAAUGUUCCUCUUAGAACGUCUUGGGAUUGGUCUUAUGUAAUAAUAUAUUAUAAUGUAAUGCCAUUUUUUCCAGGCACCAUCAAGUAAUGGUAAAAUAUGACACGAGAGCCGGAAUUAAAAUUAACUGUUCACUUUUUGAAGGAUACGGCUUUCUCUGGACUUUCCAGUGUUAAUAUGCACUUCUAAUCUAAUCUUACUUGUAAUGCUUGCUUUUCUUUACUUGUAGCUCGUGUAGCUGUAAUAUCCUGUAGUCCAUGAGCUAAAAGCCGGUUUGUACUUGGAUGCCGCUGCGCCGGAGAAGUGCUUUUUAUUAUUAUUUUUUAUAUAUUUGUAUUGUGUGGUUUUCUACUGACAGCGGUGGACAAAGCUUCACCUGUAAACCGUGUUAAUUUCAUCUAACAGAUUCUCUUUUUUAACCUUUUGAAAUCUUGGAAAGGUCAUAUUGUUAUGCUUGUAAUGCUUACCUUUUUGUCUUUUAAUUUCCAUCGAUUCAAGGUUGCGCAUUAAGUGUUCUGAUUCCACAAGUUUUUAAUUUAACGCUAUUGUAUUUGCUAUUAUUCGAUUUCAAAGUCAUGUCUUGUCUCCUUAUUGAAAUUAUUAGAGAAUUGGGAUUCCUUUACAUUUUAUGAGUUUGUGUCCUUCUGAAGCAUAAUUGCUGUUUUCUUUUUUGUUUUUCAGAUGGACGAGCGACUCGAAAGUCAACCCUGAGAGGAGAAAACAAGAGGGCCAGACUUAUUAAAUAUGGAGUUGAUCAACACGUUACUACACUUUGGUCGCCAUUUCAUUCACCAGUUCUUUGAAGUUACUUUGAAGGACACACACUAAAGAAUAUUUCAAGUGUUAUUUCGAACUAUAACGUCCAGAAUAUGUGUUUUUGUGUUUGAUUUGUUGUAGCUUGUGUACGUUUAUAAUCGUAUUCCUUGCUGUGUUGCUCUCGUGCAUUUCUGUGUUGUUGAGUACAAUGAACUAUAGAGAGCCCAAAUCAUUUAGAAAUUAUUUGUAUACAGGUCUAUUAAUUUAUUGCUUACAAGUGCGUACAGAGCGUAGGCCAUUUAAUAUUCAUUUCAUAUUGCAGUAUUUUGCUACAGAGUCAUGUAAACCAUUGGAAAAUACAACAAAAUAAAGUGUAUGAAACUUUA
Molecule: messenger RNA, 2874 nt
Organism: Onychostoma macrolepis
Lineage: Eukaryota; Metazoa; Chordata; Actinopteri; Cypriniformes; Cyprinidae
Gene: hnrnpd
Product: heterogeneous nuclear ribonucleoprotein D
Exons: 7
Coding region: 212-1156 (314 amino acids)
Biological process (GO): regulation of gene expression
Cellular component (GO): nucleoplasm
Molecular function (GO): RNA binding
Source: RefSeq, a predicted model, not a curated record